This is a messenger RNA of Microtus ochrogaster (prairie vole), 4930 nucleotides long. It is a transcript of the gene Tmem181, whose product is annotated as transmembrane protein 181. Gene Ontology annotation, molecular function: toxic substance binding. The record is from RefSeq and is a predicted model, not a curated record. Lineage: Eukaryota; Metazoa; Chordata; Mammalia; Rodentia; Cricetidae.
GCGGAGUGGCGCCGGCGCCUCCCUGCGCGCCCCCUCCCCAGCUCCCGGCCUCUGCUCCUCCCCCUGCCCGGUCCCGCCCAAGUGCGCCCGAGGCCCGCGCCUGGAGCAGGCAGAGAAGAGGAGGCGAGGGCGGCGAUCGGGAGGGCGGAGCGCAGCUCGGCGCGGGCAUGGACGCGGAGUACCCUGCCUUCGAGCCGCCGCUCUGCAACGGCCUCAAGCAGCUCUGCCAGCGGCUGCAGGAGGCGUACCGCGAGCUCAAGGAGGACCUCGCACCGUUCAAGGAUGACCGCUACUACAGGCUGGCGCCCAUGCGGCUCUACACCCUCUCCAAGCGCCACUUUGUCCUCGUGUUUGUCGUCUUCUUCCUCUGUUUUGGACUGACCGUCUUCGUUGGGAUCAAGGGACCCAGAGUGAUCCAGCAGUCUGCUGCUAAUUUCUCACUAAAUAACAGCAGAAAGCUAAGGCAAAUUCAAAUACGUUCAAACCCACUGUCUACAUAUAACCAGCAACUAUGGCUGACAUGUGUGGUCGAGCUGGAGCCCUCAGAAGAAACGUCUAUUCAAACCAGCUUUUCCAUGACUGUGAAAGUCAAUGGUGUGGCUCAAGACGGAACCACGAUCUACAUUCAUAACAAGGUUCACAAUCGAACGAGGACCCUCACAUGCGCAGGGAAAUGUGAGGAAAUCAUUGUGGCCCACCUUGGCUACCUAAACUACACGCAGUACACAGUGACCGUGGGGUUUGAGCACCUGAACCAGCCCAUCAGGGAGAUGAACUUCACAUGGAAGACGUACAACCCUGUGUUUUCCCAGCUGGAGAUCUGGUUCCGCUUCGUGUUUGUGGUGCUCACCUUCAUUGUCACUUGCCUGUUUGCGCAUUCCCUGCGCAAGUUCUCCAUGAGAGACUGGGGCAUCGAGCAGAAGUGGAUGUCGGUCCUCCUGCCACUACUGCUGCUCUACAACGACCCGUUCUUCCCACUCUCCUUUCUGGUGAACAGCUGGUUCCCGGGGAUGCUGGAUGACUUCUUCCAGUCUCUGUUCCUGUGUGCUCUGCUGCUCUUCUGGCUGUGCGUGUACCACGGGAUACGGGUCCAGGGAGAAAGAAAAUGCUUAACCUUCUAUUUGCCUAAAUUCUUUAUCGUUGGACUGCUGUGGCUGGCUUCCGUUACGCUGGGAAUAUGGCAGACAUUCAAUGAAUUACAUGAUCCCAUGUACCAGUACCGUGUUGACACGGGAAACUUUCAGGGCAUGAAGGUUUUCUUCAUGGUGGUAGCCACCCUGUACAUUUUGUACCUCCUCUUCUUGGUAGUGCGGGCAUGCUCUGAGCUUCGUCACAUGCCUUACGUGGACCUCAGGUUAAAGUUCUUGACUGCAUUGACCUUUGUAGUGCUUGUUAUUAGCAUCGUCAUCCUCUACCUGAGGUUUGGAGCACAAGUCUUGCAAGACAACUUUGUAGCAGAACUGUCGGCUCACUACCAGAACUCAGCGGAAUUCCUGUCUUUCUACGGCCUGCUAAACUUUUACCUGUACACGCUGGCCUUUGUGUACUCUCCAUCCAAGAAUGCGCUGUACGAGUCGCAGCUAAAAGACAACCCUGCCUUUUCCAUGCUGAACGACUCUGAUGAUGAUGUGAUUUACGGGAGCGACUAUGAAGAAAUGCCUCUCCAGAACGGCCAGGCCAUCCGGGCCAAGUACAAGGAGGAGUCGGACAGUGACUGAGCCCUGGCAGCAGGCGGGACACCACGGGGGCCGGAAGUUUUCCUAGUGACGUGUCCUGGUCCUUCUGCCUGUGUGUGUCUGGACUCUUCCUGGAGGCAAAGGUUUCCUGUUCCUUAUUUGUUUACAUAUUUUUAAAAAGAAAAACCAAAAGGAUUGAGAUGUGUGGUUGGAGUCUGCUGUCGGGUAGCUCCACUAUUCCCCAAGAGGCUGGCUGGUAGCGAACCCAAAGGCAGAUCCUUUCACAGAGAUACUGGACAAGAUGAAGUCUGUGUGCGAUCAUGAGGAGAAAUUACCCAUUUUAAUAAAAAGAAUUAUGUCCUGUUUCCUCUUAAAAAGCAAUUUGCUAACUCUGAGUUGGUGGGAGGCCUGAUGACCGAGGUCCCAGCAUGGCAGUCUCUUCUCCAGGGCUCCUUUCUGUAGCACUCUACCCUCGGUGUGGAGCUGGGCCCGCACCUGCCUCAGGUGGGCAGACUGCCUCCAUCUCCACAGACACGAGUGGUCAGAGCGCUGACUCCUGAGCAUCUGGAAUGAUGGCCUUGACGGCAUCUGGUGAGCCAUGCACGAUGCAGCUGUCAGGAAUGGUGGGUAGCUAGGUGGCAGUCCACCACUGCCCCGGAGCAGUUGAGUCAGGGGGUAUAUGUGUGUGUGCGCACAUGUGUGUGUGUGCACAUGUGUGUGUGUGCGCAUGUGUGUGUGUGCGCACAUGUGUGUGUGCACAUGUGUGUGUGUGCAUGUGGGUGCCAGACUGGAGGAAGCCAAGGUGUCUACAAGUCAGUAGUCCUGUAUGCAAGGUAUUAUGCCACGGUGCUUUUGAAGGGUCUGUGUCCAAGUGUCAGCAUACACGAUAGGAUUGGGUCUUCUCUUCCUGUGGUAAGGAUGGAAAACAGGGUGCCCUUCCCAGUCCAAGAGUUUCUGCAACUCCACUGAAUUGUGAAACCCCAAAGAGUUCUGACUUGGUUUUUUUGUUUUUAAUGAAAGCUAUGUAAAAUACUACUGUAUCAGAAAUUCUUUAUUACCAAAAGUUUUCAGUUUAACAUUGGGAACUAAAAUGAAGACAAAGUUAAACAUUCUGAAUGGCUAUGGAAACACCUUCAGAUGAAGGAACUUACUUGACGGUCGUUCUGUCCUUGGAGUGUUGCUGUAGAAAAGGGAUGUCACCCGCACUAGUGCAAUUCAACACUGGAAGUCCCGUGUGUGUCGCUGUUCUCCAUCACACUCCAUGGAGCCUCCCACCAACACCUUGGUGAACGCCUGCAAACCCAGAGGCCCAGGAACAGCUGCCCGUGUUCCCUUCAUCUAUGCACCAACUCAGAUUUCUGCUCUGAGCUGCAGGUUACUGCCCAGGGAUGCCUGGAGACUUCACUCUGCCUGCCCGUCUUCUUAAACGUCAGUGUACUUUAGUAUGGAUUCCAUGUGCAUUGUUUAAAAAGAACCUUACAAAUAGGAACAUUUGAAUGAAAACUCUAGCUGCAAGGUGACAAGUUUACAUGAUUCUGACACUUGCAGCGCUGUGAUCCCCGAGUCGGUGUUCUCAGAGACCUUGGAAGGUUGUUACCAACACCAGCUCCUAACAGACCACUGCAGCUGCUGUCUUCUAGACACUGACUUGUGCUGAUUUCAAGACGUUCCAAUAUGUGAUAGUUUACAUGCUUUGAUCAUUAUAAAAAAUUCUCCAUGAUUUAGGAUGCUGUUUAUCAGUCAGUGUAAGGUAUUUUAAGCAUUUAUGUAGACUUGCGGACUUUUAAUUCUGUCCUGCAGUAUAAUUAUAGACUGAUCCUCGUGUCUGUGAAACUGAAAUAAGGGAAUGAUUUUUUUUUGUUGUUGGAAAUAGGAAUUACAAAGAAGCACCUAAGGGGAAGUGGUCAUGAAACUGUCUUCACACUUUCCUCCCUUGCGUCAUGCACAAUCAUGGAUUAUAAGCUGUGUAGACUCUGCCUACAGCUCUAGAGACUUGGGUGGGCAGACUGAAGCUGUAGGUCUUAGGGUCAAACACUAACCAGAAACUUUUGAUAGUAAUGAGAAGAUUGUUUUGCUCUAAGGGAAUUAAAGUUUUAUAAAUUUAAGUUACAAAUUCGAAGAGCUGACAAGUUCUUUCACUGUAAUGGUUUGAAUAUUACUGUCUCUGGGUAUUUUUGAUAUUGGUCCAAUCUAAGGGAACCUGGAAAAUGAAGAGAUGUCUCCCGGCUUCCCCCGAGGGAGCUUCGCUAUCCUUGUGGGUAGUGAGUCUGCUUGAUUUAUUGUCGAACAUUGUAGCAGUGACAUGGUGCCUUCAAACGCCAUUUGACUGGCUAGAGGGGAUGUGUGAAAUACAUUUAAGGCUCGCAAGGUGGGUCUCCGUGCAGUUGCGGAUUGCAGUGAGUUUACAUGUGUGACGCCAACUGCAGAGUUUAUAAAACAGACCUCACCAGGCUCAAGAGCUAAGCCACUGAAGACACAGGUAUGGUAUCAGGUUAGAAGAUGGUUACUAACUAUACAGAGAACAUACCCAUGAAAGGCAGAAUUAGAAGGGCCUUCUCUGAGCGCUCCGUGACGAACAGACCUGACAUCUGAUGUGUAUUAUUUGUACAUUUGAGGGUUUAGAAAUCCGUUGCCUUAGUGGUUAGAUUUCUUUCUUGGAGGGAUGGGGGAAAGGAGAGAGAGACAACUUUUUUUCAGGCCAAAGAGAAACUAAUUUAGUCCAACAUCUUGCUAAACAGUUUAUCUUGGUGUUUUGGGUGCUUCUAGGUCUAAUACUACCCCACGACACAUCCCGGGACACAGAACAGGUGUAAUUACAUUUUAUGACACAGGGUUUUCUGCUACUGAAAAAUGUAUUUUUUACAAAUGUCUAUAAAUAUUUGUUAAGUAAAGACACUAGGCUCUAAGUUCAGAAGGAAUACAGGAACUGUGGACUAAGUUUGGGUGGAGCAGAGUCACCUGGGUAGUCAGUCAAGGAGUUAAUAAAUGCUUAUUUAUAGAAAACUCAAUAAAAGUCAUGUUUUGGGACUGGCUUCUGUAUUAGACCUUUCAUUGCUGUGACAGAGAGAGACCUGAUGAAUGACUCACAGGACAGUUAGUCCAGUUCAUGAGUGGUUAGCUCACUCCACCAUAGACCCAUGAUGAACACGGUGCCAAGAUUAUGUGGCAACAUGGCUCACUUCCUGGUGCCCAGGAGGCAAAGAGGGUGACAGGAUGGGACCAGAGGCCUUGCCCCAGGGACAUGCUUCUAUAUC